AUGCGAGUAAUGCUCAUCGCCGAAGCACAUCCUGGGGCAACACAAUACGACAGACGGAUUGUGUCUCUGGGCGAGAGGUCAAAGAUCCGUGUGGACGGGAUCCCACCGCCGGCCGAGAACGCUUUGCUGUAUGAGACAGUGACUGUGGUGGAGGGGAAGCCAAUCCUGAGAGACAUGGUGUUCAGUCCCGACCAUCAGUACAUCUACCUGCUCAGUGACAGACAGGUGAGCAGACUGCCGGUGGAGAGCUGUGAGCAGUACAGCAGCUGCUCAGACUGUCUGGGAUCAGGAGACCCUCACUGUGGAUGGUGUGUCCUCUUCAACAAAUGUUCCAGACAGGAAGCAUGUGACAAGUGGGAGGAGCCUCAGCACUUCAAUAUACAACUGGACCAGUGCGUCAACAUCUCUGUUUCCCCGAGCAGCAUGUCAGUCACCUCCCCGGCAAUGCAGUUAACCAUUCAGGUGCAGAACGUCCCUGCGCUGUCUGGUGGGGUUACCUGUGUGUUUGAGGACCUGAGUAAUGCCCCCGGAGAGGUGCGGGCCAAAGGUCAGGUGAUGUGUAUGUCACCAUCACUGAGGGACCUUCCAGCACAGACACACUCCUUUGGAGCGAAGCGAGUGGUGCAGCUCAGCCUUCGCUCCACAGAGACUGGACACCAGUUCAUCACCACAAACCUCAUCUACUACAACUGCUCUGUGCUCAACUCGUGCACUUCCUGUGUCAGCAGUGAGUUUCCGUGUCAUUGGUGUAAAUAUCGUCACAUCUGCACCAACAACCUGCAGGACUGCUCCUUCCAGGAGGGACGAGUCAGCAACAUGGAGGGUUGUCCUCAGAUAAUCCCUACCUCUGACAUCCUGGUUCCAGCCGGGAUGGUUCGUCCAAUCACGCUGAGAGCUCGUAACCUUCCCCAACCUCAGUCCGGUCAGAAAAACUACGAGUGUGUGUUUAACAUCCAGGGAAAAGUCCAGCGCAUCCCCGCCGUCCGCUUCAACUCCUCCUGCAUUCAGUGUCAGAACACCUCGUAUUGGUAUGAAGGGGAUGAGGCUGGUGAUCUCCCGGUGGAUUUCUCCAUUGUCUGGGAUGGAGAUUUCUUCAUCGACAAGCCCGCGUCUAUGAAAGCGUUGCUGUACAAGUGUGAGGCUCAGCGCCCCAGCUGUGGUCAGUGCCUCAAAGCUCCAACUGCCUUCGAGUGCGGGUGGUGCACCGAAAGCAGGAAGUGCCUCCUCCGACAGCACUGCCCAUCCCCCGAACAGAACUGGAUGCACUACACCAGACACAACCUGCGCUGCAGCCACCCACGCAUCACCAAGAUCAGUCCUGUGACAGGACCCCGGGAAGGAGGGACUCGGGUGACGAUCGAGGGGGAGAACCUGGGUCUGCAGGUGAAGGAGAUCGCCCAUGUUCAGGUGGCAGGAGUCCGCUGUAACCCCAUCCCCUCACAAUACAUCAGCGCAGAGAGGAUCGUCUGCGACAUGGCCGAGGCUCUUCUGCCUCACUCUCCAGGCGGUCGGGUAGAGGUCUGCAUCGGCUUGUGCAACGAAGAAUAUCGAGCUUUCUCCAGUGACACGUACGCCUUCGUGAGCCCAACUUUCAGCCGUGUCCACCCAGCGAAGGGACCCGUUUCUGGGGGAACCAGACUGACGGUGGUGGGUCGACACCUGAAUGCCGGCAGCUCCGUCACUGUCUACAUAAACAAGGAGGAGUGUCUGUUUGUCACACGAAUUGAGCGGGAGAUAGUUUGCAUAACUCCUGGCUCCGCGUCAGGCACCGGCGAAGCCCCCAUCCGUCUGAAGAUUGAUAGGGCCGAGGUUACAAGCACAGAUACCAAGUACACAUACACAGAUGACCCAACCAUCACCAGCAUUGAACCAAACUGGACCAUCCUCAAUGGCAGUACGCUGAUAACGGUGACGGGAACCAACCUGCGCACCAUCCAGGAGCCCAAAGUCAGAGCCAAAUAUGGAGGAGUGGAAACUAACAAUUACUGCACUGUAGUCAAUGACAGCACAAUGACCUGCUUGGCUCCUGGUCUGGUCUACACUAAACCCGACCCACCAGAGGGGGCGCUGCGGCCCGAUGAGUUUGGCUUCAUCUUCGACCAGGUGUCCUCUUUACUGGUGCUUAACUCCACCCCCUUUACACACUACCCGAACCCAACCUUUGACUCCUUGGGGAACUCUGGGAUCCUCGAGGUUAAACCAGGGUCACCCAUCAUCCUCAAGGGUAAAAAUUUGAUCCCUCCUGCCCCCGGUAACAAUCGUCUGAACUACACAGUCCUGAUUGGAGAGUCACCCUGCCUCCUAACAGUGUCAGAGAACCAGCUGCUUUGUGAUUCACCAGAUAUCACCGGAGAAAAGAGAGUCGUGAUCUUGGUGGGUGGUCUGGAGUACUCCCCGGGCAUGCUCCAUAUCUACUCCGACAGUGCCUUGACGCUGCCCGCCAUCAUCGGGAUCGGAGCAGGCGGAGGCGUGCUGCUCAUCGCGAUCAUCGCAGUGUUGAUCGCUUACAAGAGGAAGACCCGUGAUGCCGACCGCACGCUCAAACGCCUCCAGCUGCAGAUGGACAACCUGGAGAGCCGGGUGGCGCUAGAGUGCAAAGAGGCCUUUGCGGAGCUGCAGACAGACAUCCAAGAACUUACCAAUGACAUGGAUGGAGUGAAGAUUCCCUUCUUGGAAUAUCGGACAUACACCAUGAGGGUCAUGUUCCCAGGGAUAGAAGAACACCCCGUCCUCAAAGAGCUUGACUCUCCAGCCAAUGUGGAGAAAGCUCUGCGUCUCUUCAGCCAGCUGCUGAACAACAAGAUGUUCCUGCUGACCUUCAUCCACACACUGGAGGCUCAGAGGUCGUUCUCCAUGAGGGACAGGGGGAACGUCGCCUCCCUGCUCAUGGCUGCUCUGCAGGGUCGGAUGGAAUACGCUACAGUGGUGUUAAAACAGCUGCUGGCUGACCUGAUUGAGAAAAACCUGGAGAACAGAAACCAUCCCAAACUGCUGCUGAGGAGGACCGAGUCUGUUGCUGAGAAGAUGCUGACGAACUGGUUCACUUUCCUCCUCCAUCGAUUCCUCAAGGAGUGUGCGGGCGAGCCUCUCUUCAUGCUGUAUUGUGCCAUAAAGCAGCAGAUGGAGAAGGGACCGAUUGACGCCAUCACCGGAGAAGCUCGUUAUUCUCUCAGUGAAGACAAACUCAUCCGACAGCAGAUCGACUACAAACAGCUGACGCUGAUGUGCAUCCCUCCUGAGGGUGAAGUUGGGACCGAGGUGCCGGUGAAGGUGCUGAACUGCGACACAGUCACUCAGGUCAAAGACAAACUGCUGGACGCUGUUUACAAAGGAAUCCCAUACUCGCAGAGACCUCAGGCCGACGACAUGGACUUGGAGUGGCGUCAGGGUCGGCUCACAAGGAUCAUCCUGCAGGACGAAGACGUGACAACUAAGAUCGAGAGCGACUGGAAGAGACUCAACACGCUGGCACACUACCAGGUAACAGACGGCUCCGUGGUGGCGCUCGUCCAGAAGCAGGUUUCUGCCUACAACAUCGCCAACUCCUUCACCUUCACCAGAUCGCUGAGCAGAUACGAGUCUUUACUGCGAACAUCCAGCAGUCCCGACAGCCUGAGAUCCAGAGCUCCAAUGAUUACCCCAGACCAGGAAACAGGAACUAAACUGUGGCACCUGGUGAAAAAUCAUGAGCACAGCGACCAGAGAGAAGGAGACCGAGGCAGCAAGAUGGUUUCUGAAAUCUACCUGACCAGACUUCUAGCAACCAAGGGGACACUGCAGAAGUUUGUGGAUGACCUGUUUGAGACUGUGUUUAGCACCGCUCAUCGUGGCUCUGCACUCCCACUGGCCAUAAAAUACAUGUUCGACUUCUUAGACGAGCAGGCCGACAAACGACAGAUAACUGACCCAGAUGUCCGACACACCUGGAAGAGCAACUGCCUUCCUCUCAGGUUCUGGGUGAACGUUAUUAAGAAUCCUCAGUUUGUGUUCGACAUCCACAAGAGCAGCAUCACCGACGCUUGCUUGUCAGUCGUCGCUCAGACCUUCAUGGAUUCCUGCUCGACGUCUGAACAUCGGCUCGGCAAAGACUCUCCGUCCAACAAACUGCUCUACGCAAAAGACAUCCCCAACUACAAGAGCUGGGUGGAAAGGUAUUACAGGGAUAUAGCCAAGAUGCCUAGCAUCAGCGAUCAGGACAUGGACGCCUACCUGGUGGAGCAGUCCCGACUCCACGGAAAUGAGUUCAACACCCUGAGUGCACUCAGCGAGCUCUACUUCUACAUCAACAAGUACAAGGAAGAGAUCCUAACAGCACUGGACCGGGAUGGGUACUGUCGCAAACACAAACUGAGGCACAAACUGGAGCAAGCCAUCAAUCUGAUGUCUGGAAGCAGCUGAGAGAAGGGGAAGGAUGAAUGGACUGAUGGAUUGAUGGAUGGGGGGGCGUGGGAAGAAGAAUGGGGGAGGGGGAAAUGAGGGCACUUGGUUUUUCUGAACUGUUUAAACAGUCAGCCGAACUGCUCCAUGUUGGACCGAACUGACAGCCGCAGCUCCAGUUGCAUUAGCAAUCAAUCUAUCAGUAAUUUAUUUGUCAGUUGAUGGAUUGAUUGACUUGAAGAUUGACUGGCUGGGUGGGACCCCAACUACCUCCAUUUGGUGGAUUUUUGGGGUGGAAAAUUGAUUUCCAAACCGAUGUGGAUACAUUUACUACGGAACUUUGAGUCAUUUGGGGGCAAAAAAUAACCCUUCUAGAUGCAUCUAUCGGUUUGGAUUUGAUUUUACUGCAAGCAGGGAUCAAACAAAGGGGAUGUAGCUGUGGGCUUAAGACUGUGUCACGUUUCUCCGAACAGUGGAUGUGACAUGAGAACAAAGUGACCUGACUCAGCUUGCUUCGGAACUUAACAGGUGCUUGGUUGAAAGGUUGGAUCAAGUUUCCAUGAAAGCUACAGACUUCACUUUGAAAAGCUUGUUCUGUCUGAAGGAUCAAGAAACUAAGCCUAUGGUCAGACAGUCACAGGAAAAACACAACAGGCUGGAUUGAACUUUAAGAGCCUCAUCAUAAUCUGAACAAGUCCAGGGCUAAGUCAAGGCCUACCACAGAGGUUCAAAGCCUCUUUACUGAUGUCGUAACUUUGGACCACUUAUCCUCAGCCAAACCCUUAGCAUUGUCUGGAAGAAUCCACUGUAAGGAAGUCAGGUCAGAACUUGAGGCUGGAAGCGACAAAGUGAAGUCACCAAUUUGGAAUAUCUGACCUUACCGUGGAUGUCUUUGGAUUCAGUAGGUUGUUUUAAGCUUUAAUGAAGGAGAAGAAAGCAAAUAAACUGAUGUCCAAUAAACUGAUGGCUUGACCUAAACUUGAAAUCACUGGAUGCUAAGAGGAUUUGAACAUAGAGUAAUAAGGACUCUGAAGCGAGAUGAUAUAACUUGACCUUGGACUUGUUCGGCCAAGCCUCGUCAGGAUCUAAAUGUUUCUAAGUUGCUGUUUAAAUAACCACUCGAUUCUCUGGACAAUCACUCUAUACCACAGCACACUGAGCCCGAUGCCUACUGACAGACCAGUACCUGUGUCCAUAACCUUAUCCCGUCCUCCCUCUAUCCUCUUUUCUUCACCGUUCAUCAGAAGUUUACCUCCUAAUUUUCCUCGUCCUACUCCUUCUCUACCUUCCUUUUCUUUCUUUCUUCGCUCUUUCUCCCCACCUUCGAUUCCUGCUCGUCCUUGACCCUACUCCAUCAUUGGUCAAUCAUGCUGGCCUCUGGCCAUCCUACUGGCCAAGAAGACUCUUUAGUAAUGUACUGCCCGACCAAUCAAGACUGUGGAAUUCGCCAGAAUUGUGAAUAAUUUACUAGAAGUGAAUAUAAACGAAUAUAGCAUUACGUUUUGAAUACAUUCCAGCACAGGCACACAGGCAAGGUCUGUAAAUAAGUAGGUUGACUGUAGAAUUUUUCAACAAAAAAAAUCUCCAAAAGUGGAGUAACAGGCAUUUUUCAGGACCACAAGAACCUAGACGCUGGGGUCCUGGAUCCAACACCUGGAUACAAACUUUGACGUUUAUUGGUGCAGCGCUUUAUCGACAGACCUUGCACAUACACAUACAGCCAUGCUUUACAGCACCAUGCUAAACAUGCCCAGGGGUAAAUACUGUGCAGAGCUACAAGCCCAGUGCCAUGUAAAGACCGGACCGGAUCACAUCAGAACUGGACCGGACUCGGACCAAAUCCGGAUUGAAAACAACCCGGAAUAGAAUUUUAGCCGGACUGGACUCAAGAACUCUUAAGACUUGUGGCCAUAAUUGUAAACAACAAAAAAAGAAAGAUAAUAAUGAUGACAAAGUAUAAAAAAAAAAGAAUACAAAAGAAAGGAAAAAAAUAUUGAAAUGUUAACAUGUAAUAAGAACUUUGUGGAUUUGACGGUAUGGAUUUUAAAGAGCUGAACUUGUAUACUGAACGUUAUGCUACAUCAGAAUCUGGAGGAAGAGCAAGAGCCAGGAGGCAGAGCGACGGUUCAGGCCAAACCAAGACCGUCCCCUCACCAUCGGAUCAGGCCCAGACCCAACCAAACUGGAUUCAGCUGGAGUCUGUUCUGUUAGAAGCUCUGUAUGUGGAAGAUGAGGAAACAAACUGGACUUUUUGGUGCUUUUAUUUGCCAAACUGGUUGUUUGUUUGAACAGAUUUCCAGAGCGGCAUUGGAUGGAGGUUUGUCCUGAAGGUUUGGGUAGCGUAUGGAAGGGUUAGGCAGCGCUUCAGAUGGAGUCUGAGCUUUUGCUGCCUCAUCCAAAAGCAGAAUGAGGCUUUCACACACCUAAGUUCUAAAACCUUACAAGUAAAAAUUAUGCUCAUGAAGAAGUUUGGAACUACUGCAACUCAGAAAUGCUCUGUGUGAAAUGCUCCUAUUCUCUAUGUGAACGAUGGCCUUUCCAACAUGGCAACAAUGCACCCUUCAACCUCCCCAGUCCCACCUGUGUGGUAGAACAUUUUCACAUCAUGAAACUGGCUUGUAAAUAUUGUCCAAAGGUCAGUUUGGGGUGUAGUUUGAUUGGCAAAAACUAAAAACACAAACUAAUGUCUACUCAACAAUGAUUUGAGGCAGAUUUUAAUGUUCUAGUUCUGUCGAACUAUAUGACAUCCAGCAAACAACUUGCACCAGAACUGUUGGGUCAAAACUAAUACUGUGUAAAUGUGUGCCAGUGGAAGACUGGUAUGUAGUUUUUUGCUUUCCCCUUUUAAAUAAGAUGCAAACUGCUUCUGGGCCUUGCACGUUGUUGCUUCUAACAGGAACAAGUUUUUAGGUCCCAAACUUUUUGUGUGUGUCUUAAAAUACAUUUCAAACACCAGAAAAGUUCAGAUUGGCCAUCAGUUGUCACUUGCAAAUUUGUGCCAACUUGCAACUGAUUUCCAGAAAAUGUGAUUAAUGUAAAAAAUGUUUGAUGAGAGAUUUGAUUGAAUGUAGACCAUAAAGUGUAGAGCAUUUUUAUACACCAGAGAAAAACUAAUAGGUAAAAAAAAUGUAUACACACAUAGUCUUUGAAGAUUUAAAUUGAGAAUGAGAAAUAACCCAUAAAGCAUAUCCCCAGCCUGAGCACUGUCCAGGUUAGUCACCUGCAGGUUAGUCCUAUAUGCAAACCACAGAAAACCUGAAACAUCGAUUGUUUUACCAAGCUGUGAAAAAAAACUCAACGGUGUCUCCAAAACUGAAAGCCAGUUAUUUGCGUGAAAAUCUUCUACCACAAUGAAGCAUCUGUCUUUUGGCUCUCUGCGAUGCCAUAGAGCAACAAAGCACCUUUUGUUUUUUCUUUCUUGCUGAUGUUUCACUGUCGUUUGAAUCUUUGGGGCCAAAAGGACCUGAGUGAGAGAGGGAAGGAUUGAGGAAGAGGAGGAAAGGGUCCUGAUAAAAGACUGCCUUUAAGAUGAUUAAUUGUAGAACAGGGAGGGAAGCCACUACCAUACCAAUACCACUGUUCACCAACCUGUAUGUGUGUGUGUGUGUGUGUGUUUUCCUUCUGCUGCUGCAGUGGAAACUCAGCCAUUAAAUCACUGAUCGUAUCUGCAGCUCAAUUAAAAAUCUUUUUCUUUAUAGUCGCACCGUUUAAAUCACCUGAUCUGUAUCUUUGAUGCGUUUGAAAUCUCAAAUCAGAUCUCCAGUCUUUUUGUAAAAAAAAUGAAAAUCUCAGCUCACCCUUUAAACUCAAAGUCAUCAAGAACAGAUAAAUCGGAUAUAAUUCAGCACAUCGUGUUUGAUCAGGCUUCACCUUUCCGUUGAUGCGAUGAGGUGGAGGAGAGAAGAAAACGAGCGAAUCCUGAAAAAAAAGGUGCUGGGCGAUGCAUAGAAACCGUAGGGCAGGAGUAAACUCCCUCUGCAUGCUGAAAAGUGAGGAAGAGGAGAAAUUACUGUUGAACUGCAGAGAGAAGGGAUAUUUUUGUGCCUAAAGGUGAAAAAGAAAACCUGAAUUCCUUCAAAUGUAAAGAGGAGAAAUAAAUGUUAGAGUAACACGGGAGGUUGAGGAUGAAAGCGGGAGGUCAGAUUCUCUUUUUGCAUGCUUAAGUGUGAGGAGGAAGGAUGGAGGGAGAUGCUGCUGGAAUACUGAGAGGGAGGAGAGAGGGAGAAUACUGAUCAGGCCGAAAAAAGAUGGAGGCAACGUCAUCCAUCAAACCGACUGGGGAAGGAAAGGUCUCUGAGAAGAGGAGGAGGAGGCAAAAACGUUCCAUGCUCAUUUCAGUUACUCACGCGAACAUAAAACUCAUUAUAGAGAGAAAUCAGAGGAUGGAAGGUAAAAGUUUUAGGGGCAGGAAUGGCUAAAGGUGGGCAGGUGCAAAUACUAAAGACUGUUUCUGUUACACCUGCACUCCUAGUGUCAUGGCAAUAGUUACAUAGCAUGAAUCUGUUAUUAGCAUUGGUGCCAAUGUAGCUUUUUUAUGUUAGCAUGAACAUUAAACAGCACAAGAUGUGACUUUAAAAUUAUAGCUGUUUGGUUUUAUGCUGUUUAGUGAGAUACCCUCCAAUUACUAGAACUGACCAGACCAUCAUCUCAGCAGCUCAGCUAAUUACAUGUUGCAUUUUCGUCUGAGCAAGGACUGGCUUGUGGCAGAGACAUUACGAGAAAUGUCCUGCAAAGAGUCCUGAAAAGAUCAGCUGUUGAUGGGCUCAUUGAUCCGAAAGUGCCCAUCAACAGCCACACUAUGAUAACUAUGAUAACUACUUACUGUAGCAGAAAGGGUGGAUCAACUUUAAAGCAGUUUUUACAGAUUUAAGUGGUCCCUGCAUGCAGUUUUUAUGCUGCCAUAGGAAUUAAUGGUGGGACUUUCUCCGCGUUUAAUUUAGGGGCUUCAACAUAAUUGCCUAUAGGUGUUUCCAAGAUGGCUGUCACAACUUGCUUCUAGAAGGAGUUUUCCUGUGGUUGAGUAGUUCACCAAUUUGUAUUUCUUUGUUAUUUGUCCAAAAAAACCCCUCAUGCUAAUUGUAGAUAUUAGGCUGAGUUGCUGUGAUUAAAAAUUCCUCUUGGUAGCCUUAAAUUGUGCCAAUGAAAAUAACAGAUUUAUUUUACAUCAUGCAUUCAUGAAUUGCCAUGAGACUGAGCUCAUGAUUUUAUUUCCAGAUGUUCUAUUUGCACCAAAGCCAAUAUUCCACUUUUCUUUGAUACCUGAAUCUGCAACCAAACCUAACAUUAAUAUCUGGAUAUUUAAUUUGGAUCCACAGGAGAAUUUUGUGGGUCUUUUUCUUUGCUUCAUGGAAAUCAGUCUUGUAGUUUUUUUGUAAUCCUGCUUUUAGUUGGACAAACCAACGAAUGGUAAUGGAAGCAUUUCAUCCAUGAAGCUCGGUCUCGUCAGAUGUAAUGACACUCUUUCCUGUAGCAGCACUGAACGCAUCUCACAAACUCCUGAGAGGUUCCAUCUGAUGUAAGCCCUCAACAGACUUUGAUACAACAAAUACCAGCAAAUAAAGUGAAUAGGAAAAGUAAACCUUUACAAUCGAGUUUAAAUUCAGCUGGGAUAAAAUGAUGCUUGGGUGGGUUUCCACUGUGGUAGCAAGAAUGUGUGUGUGUAGAUUUUAACAUCAUGUCCAUCUUCUGAUCACACACGUGCACCUGGGAGGAGGCAACAGAGACUGAAGGAGAGCGAAGUUAAAUUCCUGUGACAACAAAACCAAAAAACAGGGAUUGAUUUACACCCUGUUUUACGUGCAUCCAUCCACACACACACACACACACCUCAGAGUUUUUAACAUUAUCCAGUGGUGAAAUAUUUAUUAUUUUUGUUUUAAUUUAUUUUUUACAAUGGGUUAUAUUUAUUGUUGGAGGAUGUAGACAGUUUUAUUAGUUUGUACAGCGUUAAAGCAGAAGGAAGAGCCCAACAGCAUCAGACGUUAAUUGCGCACGCACACACACACACACACACACACACACACACACACUUUAACAGGUCAUAAAACAGUCCAUGUGCAACCUGGGAAACAGCCAGAACUGUUGGUCACACUUCAUAUUCAUUCUUGCCAUUUUAAUUUUUUAACUCAUUACUUGUUUCCUGCGUUUAUGUCCAAUUUAAGAGCAGUCAGAAACGGGACGUGUCGAAAAACACUGAGAAAUGUGACAAAUCGUUCUGGUUCAUUCGGUCAUUUCCCAUCGUGCACAUGUUCAAUUCAUCAAAUCCAUCCGUCUGUCUGUUUCCUCUCAGCCUGGAGUUAUUAACCAAGAAGGAGGCAGAGAGACUGAUCAAUAUUAUUGAUCAGAAUCACCCGUCGGACUCACUUCACUCACACGGCGAACCGUCUGACGAGUUGAGUCGUUCGACUCCUUACCAGAUGAUGUUCUUAAGGAGUUUUAAAAGCAAAGAAGGGGUUGGAGAAAGACAUCAGCAGGGAAAUGGAGCUCUCCCACUGAAGAUCAAUUGGCAAAAAUACCUUUAGUAUAAUGGUGUUCUUCUCAUUUCUGACAGAAAAUAAACAGAAGUUGAUUUAAUGUUUAUCAUUUUGUAUUUUUUCUUAGGAAUCUCUUAUUUGAAACUAGUUGAUCCAUUCAUCAUAUUCUUACUGUACACUAAUCCCCCAUUGGUUUAAAAAAAAGAAAAAAAAGAAAUGGAUUUUUCUAUUUUUCUGUUAUAUUUCCAUCCAUUGUUAUUUAGAAGAAUUGGAUUUGAAAUCAGUGCUAGAAACACUGCAAAAAUGUCCCCUCCAAACCCAAUGAAGAGUUUAUCAUCCGUCUGUAAUGGAAUUAAUAUCCAAUGAAGAAUUUGACAUAUUUAUCAGACUCUUUGGAAACAAUCAGGUUACCAUGGAGAACAAAUCCACUCUCAUAUUAUGUAUUGUUUAUAAUUUAGAUGAAUCUGAAUUUUUUUGGGAAAUCUGUCAACAAACCAUUUAUCAUUAAUGGUAUCGUAAGACGCAAGUCACAUUGGAAAGCUUUCAUUGAUUUCCUGGGGGAAAAAAAUUCCAUUUUAUACUAAUGGGAGAUUAAACUCAAUGGUAUAACUGCCAUUAAUAAUCAGCGGGAGGUUCAGUAAUCAGCAGCAGAAGUAGGUCAGAGAGUUUCCCUACAGAAAACUUGCACUGACCUCCCAUUGGAAAUCAAUGGGAGCUGGCUGACCCCACCUCAUUAGGCCCCUCCCACUCCUGCAGACUCCAGACAGACGGUUGGGUGACUGACAGACGAGUUGAGCCGACAGCGGAUCCCAGUGGGCUUCAUUGUACCAUAGCAACAGCGAAUCACUGGACUCCCCUCUGAGCUCGAACGGGGGGAGUCAGAUGUCUUUAUUGUACCAUAAUAUGAUUAUUAUUACUACAAUUAAAAUUAUUAUUAAUAUUCUGAGCGGAGGCUUCUUGGUUGCUGUGCCAUCAGGAUCCACAGCAUUCAAAUAAAUUUUAUCUAUAAGCACUUUCAGAACAUAAUCCUGGAUUUUAAACACAGUCCAAAAGUCCUCAUCUGGGUCCCUGAACCACCAGUCGAGAAGCGCCGCUCACACUGGAUCUUGUGUCUUAGUUCAGGAUCUGAUUGUUCAUUCAGGUGGUGCUUCGGGUGCUGCGAGCGUUGGAUCACGAGGCUUCACCAAGCAAACUUUGAUAAAUCCCUGUCAUUAUUCAUUAGGAAGCUGACAGUGACUCUAGUUUAUGAAUCACGGCCGGAUGCCACAUAUUAUUAUGACUAAAAUUUGGUAGAGCUGCAAUUCUUGAAGUUCAAUACCAGCUGUCUCAUGAUAAUUAAAGAUAUAAUCAAAAAUGUGAUAUAUUUAUUGUACAGGGCAUGGCUGUCAGCAUGACUGUAGAAGUCAUGUAUAUCUCUUUUUUAGAUAUAUAACAAAUAUAUAACAUAAAAACACAGGUGACCAUGUGCGUCCAAAAAUCACAUUAUUUUAUUAGUAAUUACACAUAAAUUUAAGAUUUAAACAUUUUACUUUUACAAAAAAAAAAAAAUCCUUUUUAACCAUCUGCCACAAACAAAUUAAUAAUUUUUGUCCUUCACCAUUAUACUCGUUUUUUUUUUUUUUUUUUUUCAGUUUUGGCUGGAAAUAACCUGUCACAAAAACCAAUGACAGGCUUCUUUCAGUAUUUAUGUGUUAUGUUUUUAGAUUUUCACAAACUGUCACAAGUUUCAAGCAAUCCUGAACUUUUCUGCUAAUUUCUUACAUGUUUACAACAUUCAGAUUAACCACUAAUUGAGGCACCUCCUAAAAGUUACCUUUCCUGUACAACUAAACGGCCGUGUCAGUCGUGUGCUGAGGGAAACUUAUUUGUCCAAUGAAACACACAUUUUAAAAAUACAGGUGUAGUCAGUCAGUGUAGGUGGAGGCAUAAUCCAUAAGACUUUAACCCAAGAAACUGGGGACAAAUUGUGCUGAGAUUCCAAUAUCUUCUCACUUAGUUUGCUGUUUUUUAUAGCUUGAAGUUCCAGUUUUGGUCCACUGUGUGGUUAGGUUUAGAAUAGGAUCAUGGUUUGGGUUUAAUCCUGUCACAAUGUUAAGCACAUUAAAAGUGUCUUCAUUUCCAAAUGACCAAAAUAACUGCCCAGUCAGUAACUGUAGAGCUCAUGAAGCCCAGUGAGGGCUUCUGCUUGGAGGUGGCUUAAAGCAGAAGCCAAGUUGCAGUGCGAGAAAUCUAAAACAUGUAGUAAGAAGGAUAUUUUGAUGUUGUCUUUGUUGUGAAAAUUAAAAGAACACACAAAAGGAUUUAUCAUGUUGCCUUAUCAGCAUUUACCGCCUGUUUAUGUCAUUUCCAGCCUCAAAAAACCUUCUGGGCAAUCAUUCCACACCAGUUUCCUUUAGAGAUGUUUUCCCAUCAAACACAAAGAAAAUGGUAUUGAAAGUAUUCACAUAAAGUCUCGGUUGUAGCUUGACAGAAGUGAGAAGAUGAAUUAUUGCCAAAAGUAUGCAGGAAAAAAAAAUCCUGCGAUGCAAUUUUCAAAGUAAAUGAAUAAAAACAGAAAAAUAGAAGAUAUGAAACCAAAUGUAACAAAACAAACAAAAUACUAUAAUAUAAAAGUAUCUCUUCAGCGGGUCUUUACAUUUUCUCAUAACCCGCCGACCUUCUUUUCAUAUGCAACAUAAAGAAUGUGUGAAACUACGAAACCCACCAUUGAAGCCUCCUGAUCCACCGCCAGCGGCUCUGCAGCGCUGCCGUUCAUCUCUCUGCCUGGAAAAACAGUUUUUGUUCUGUUUAAAAACUAAAAACGCAGAAAUACAUGUCGCCUUGAUGCAGCGCUUUCCAGGAUGUAGUCAGGGCCCAUUUUUUGAUACCAUUCGCCAUUGCCUUGUUUUUAUUUGUCAUUUUUGCUGAAUUAAAAUGUAAUGAUGAUGAUGAUGAAUCUUCAUGUAAUAGCCUGUGUCAGUUUUUAUAUCAUUGCCAUUGCCUUCUGCUGAGUUUGUAUAUUUGUGUGAUUUCACUAAAGUGUAAUGGAAAAGUUGGA
Molecule: messenger RNA, 13887 nt
Organism: Oreochromis niloticus (Nile tilapia)
Lineage: Eukaryota; Metazoa; Chordata; Actinopteri; Cichliformes; Cichlidae
Product: plexin A3
Exons: 33
Coding region: 1-4398 (1465 amino acids)
Biological process (GO): regulation of cell migration; semaphorin-plexin signaling pathway
Cellular component (GO): plasma membrane; semaphorin receptor complex
Molecular function (GO): semaphorin receptor activity; protein binding
Source: RefSeq, a predicted model, not a curated record